UUCUGGCAUCAAAUGAGUGAAGAUAUUGUUGUCACUAACGGGUCAAACAAAUGACUGAUUGAUUGUAACCAACGGAUAGUAAACCAAAGCUUUUGUCUUAUGUUACAUAAGUUAUGUAUCAUUUCAUGUGAUUAACAAUGGAUUAGUUGUCUUUUAAAGACAACAUCUAAUCAAUGGUUUUAUUGAAAGUAUCGAUUGUUUGACAUUAUAUUAAACCAAAUAAUAUACCACAAGAUGUCACAUGACUUGAUCUCUUCCAAAACUGCCACCGAUGUCAAGCAAUCAUCACUUAUCUGGUCGUACAUCGAAACACUCAAAGAUCCAUAUUUUGUGUCAAAGUUUCAAAACUUUUUCGGUAUUCAUGUCAUUCGUAAAGACGAAAGACGACCCAAACAAUUGACCAUUGAUUCGGUUAAUCAGUCAAACGGUUAUCAAAGAUAUGGAAGUCAUUCAAAUAAUUUGAAAAAGAGAAAUAUGAAACAAGAACUGAAUGGAUCAGACAGUGAGUCGUACUCAACAUCGGCUACAGAUAAUACAAGCGAUGAAGAACCGGAACAGAUUGACUAUACGAUUGACAAUAAGUUUUGGUAUUAUUUGUUCAGUUUUGGUGCAUCUCUUGGAUAUGAGAUGUUUUACGCCUCAUUCUUCCCGAUUUGGUUCUGGAAUAUAGACAGUGCUGUCGGCCGAAGACUUGUUCUCGUUUGGGUUAUUAUCAUGUAUUUCGGUCAGGCAUUGAAAGAUGUAAUCAAAUGGCCGCGACCCGAGUCACCGCCUGUUGUUGUUCUUGAACCAGAAUACGCCGUUGAAUACGGUAUGCCAUCGACUCACGCAAUGGUCGGAUCUGCUCUUCCCUUCUGUCUCGUUAUAUUUACAAUCAACAGAUACGAAUACCCGCUUUGGAUCGGAAUAGUCUUUGCAAUUCUGUGGUGUUUAUUGGUUUGCGGGAGUCGUCUAUAUUUGGGAAUGCAUUCCGUUAUCGACAUAUUAGCUGGUCUUUUAUUGACAGCUUUAUUAAUGAUAAUAAUUAUUCCAUUGGUUGACGCCAUCGAUCACUUCCAUCUGACCAGUCUUUACUCUCCAUUGAUAACAAUACCAUUAAUAGUAUUUUUGUCGACUGUUUAUCCCAAGUCUGAUCGCUGGUCACCGGCCAGAGGAGACACAUGUAUUAUAAUGGGUUCGGGCGCUGGAAUUCUAUUGGGUUCGUGGCUUAACUAUCAAUUGGGUAUUUAUAAGGGACCAUCACUUCCGCCUCCUUUUCCAAUAUUAUGGCCCGGAUAUGAAGUUAUUGGUCUAUCGUUAUUAAGACUAUCAAUCGGAAUAUUAUGCAUAAUCGCCGCCCGAGCCUUUGGUAAAGUCUUAGUUUUUUCAUUGUUGUGUUACAUACGAAAUCUGGACCCAAGAGAUCCAAAGAAUAAGAUUCGCGUCUCAAUAGAGAUUCCCUCCAAAGUAAUCACUUAUAUGGCAAUGGGUUUGACAAUCACUUACUUGUCUCCAGUCGUUUUCAGGUUUCUUAAUAUAGAAAGAGUUACGAUGUUUACAGAAAUUUAA
Molecule: messenger RNA, 1548 nt
Organism: Oppia nitens
Lineage: Eukaryota; Metazoa; Arthropoda; Arachnida; Sarcoptiformes; Oppiidae
Product: sphingosine-1-phosphate phosphatase 2-like
Exons: 5
Coding region: 235-1548 (437 amino acids)
Biological process (GO): phospholipid dephosphorylation; sphingosine metabolic process
Cellular component (GO): endoplasmic reticulum membrane
Molecular function (GO): sphingosine-1-phosphate phosphatase activity
Source: RefSeq, a predicted model, not a curated record